CGUUGAGGAAAAGCAAUGGGCGCGAUUGGCUGACGCGCUGUCCGUCACCGUGUUCUCCACGUCUUACGUCAGCGCGAGCUGUCUGGGAGAGCACGUGAAAUACUGGAGCGUAAUAAAACGCGUUACAGUAGGUUUAUUAUUCAGCAAAUAGUACAUUUAACGACACGUUGUUACAGAACCGUGACUUAAGUUAUCGCGAGUAACGGUCAGAACCCAGAAACGCCUUUCAGUCGAGGUCACGCGGAAAGAGCUCGUGAUAACACUUUAGCAUUGUUGAUGGAUAAUCCUGAGGAAGAUUCGCUGAACCUGCACGAAGAUGAAGAAAUCAUCGAGGUUAUCGAGCUCAAUGACACAGAACAGACCGCAGAGGAUCUGGCGGAGGAGCUGGAGGACGUAGAUUUCUCUGAGGCUGGGAAUGCUGGGAAUGCGGAUGAUGAUGGAUGGGAGAUGGAGGAUGAGAUGGAGUCUGAGCAGGAUGACAGUGAACUCACCUUCUCCAAACACACGGGUUCUGUCUUUUGUGUUAGUUUGGACCCAGUGAGCAACAGUCUCGCUGUCACCGGCGGAGAGGACGACAGGGCCUUCGUGUGGAGCGUGUCUGAUGGAGACGUGCUGUUUGAAUGCACGGGUCUGUAGAAGUCCACAGCGCUUCUCUGUCUGUCAGCAUUAGGGUCGGGUGUUGUUUGAAAUUUAUCGAUUCCGAUUCUUAGUGAUUCCUAGUUUCAAGUCAAACAGUCCUAACAUUUAGAUGUCAAACAUAUUUAUUCUGUGUCUUUUUACAAAGCUUUCUGUUGCAGCUGAAUAACACGAGCAAAAAUCAGCAGCCUGCAGAACACUUAGGCCUACUAGAAGAAGGUUUGCCUACGGUUUUAACAAAAAUACCACUGCAAAAAUAACUAGACUAAUAUAAAUUUCAAACAUUAAGUUGUUAAAGAUAAGUAAACAGUAAUAAAAUUGGAACAAACUAAUCAAUAACAAUAGCAAGCAUAAAUAAUUACAAAUGAGAACAUUUCAGGUACAGAAAUUGAAAUCAAAAGUUUAAAAACUCUACAUAGUUUUCUUUUCAUAAAUCAAAUAUAGAUGAAUCCUCAUUAAAGUUACGAAAGAUAUUCAGUAAAGUUUAGUGAAUGAUUUUCUUUUGUUCUUUGAUUAAAAUGAAUGACAGGCAGCAGGUGUUGCUGUCUCUUGAACACCAAACGCCGCGCAUCUAAACUGUUACGCAUGCGUUUUCAAUCCGUUUAUCUUCACUUAAGAUAGAAAAAUGUCUGUGUUUACGAUAAUAUACUGACAUAAUUUUGUGCAUACAGUUUGCAAGAAAUACCUUUUCUGCAGUGGAAAUACACUGAACGGUUCGAGAACGGACACAAACCGGGAACCAGCACCGGGACCGUGGUUCUCUGUGCUCGCGCUUCAGGUGUGUGCGCGGCACGCACAACAAGUUCUGCAAGCAAGUUCUUUCCCUUCUUGCGGUUAAAUGGUUUAAAA
This is a messenger RNA of Sinocyclocheilus grahami, 1485 nucleotides long. RefSeq names its product angio-associated migratory cell protein-like. The transcript is spliced from 4 exons. Gene Ontology annotation, cellular component: cytosol. The record is from RefSeq and is a predicted model, not a curated record. NCBI's taxonomy places the organism in Eukaryota, Metazoa, Chordata, Actinopteri, Cypriniformes, Cyprinidae. Gene Ontology annotation, molecular function: protein binding. Bases 277 to 636 code for a protein of 119 amino acids.